Phoenix dactylifera (date palm) is the source of this 1080-nucleotide messenger RNA. The record is from RefSeq and is a predicted model, not a curated record. Lineage: Eukaryota; Viridiplantae; Streptophyta; Magnoliopsida; Arecales; Arecaceae.
AUGGAGCCUGCAGAAGUGGUUCCAGAGGCGAGUUGGAGCUCAUUCAAUUCAACCAUGCCAAUUAAGGAGUCUGAGAUAAUGGCACAUUUGCUCGGUACCUACAACUUCCCAAUCGAGCAUGAUCAUCAUGACCCAAGCUUUGGAAAUCCAUCAAUAUCUUGGUCUUCUGAUCAUGUUUCUGAUUUGUACUAUUGUCUGGAUAGUGUUAAUGCCGACGCUAACACCAGCUCUUACUACUGGCCUCAAGGGGAUGAUAGUAGUAUGAGUACUAGUAGCUUCUUUGCUCCCCCUUCUGGAUAUGAGGGCUGCUAUCUUAGUGGAUCCAAUGAGGUCCCUGGGAUCAAUGCUAGCUCUGCAUCCAUGGAUUAUUACUUGGUGGGGGAGAAACUACCUACCUCAUCAGUUCAGGUGGCUUCCAUUAACCCUCCAAAUGUAGAUCCCAUAAGCUUGAAUGACAUGACUAACAGUGAUGAUAUGGGAGACUCCGGCAUGAAUAUCUCAGAAUUCACUAUUCCUGAUCAUUUGUCACAACCCAAAAGAAGGCUCCAUGUGAGCGAGGAUGAUAAGCCUGCUGAAAGUCCUAAGAAGAAGGUCCCUAAGACUUCCAAGAAGGUGCAAUCAAAGAGAGCUGAGAAGAGUACUAAAAGUGGCGAUGAGGAAGAGAGCAAUGUUGUUGUGAAUGGGCAGAGUUCCAGUUGCUGCAGCUCCGAGGACAACUGGAAUGCUUCCCAGGAACCCAAUGGAGGGGGCUGCACAAGUCCCAGCUCAAAAGGUCCUCCUGCUCUUAACUUGAAUGGCAAAACAAGAGCUAGCCGGGGGGCGGCGACCGACCCCCAAAGCCUCUAUGCAAGGAAAAGGAGGGAGAGAAUCAAUGAGAGGCUGAGGAUAUUACAGAAACUUGUACCUAAUGGAACAAAAGUAGACAUAAGCACAAUGCUGGAAGAGGCUGUUCAGUAUGUGAAGUUCUUGCAGCUCCAGAUCAAGCUUUUGAGCUCGGAUGAACUGUGGAUGUACGCUCCCAUAGCUUACAAUGGGAUGAGCAUUGGCCUCGAUUUAAGGAUCUCUCCUCAGCAGCAAUGA